CUCUCUUUGGUGUCCUCUCAUCAGCAUCACGGGAAGUGGCCACCCCUCCUCGCGACGUCAAACCGCUGGGUAGCUGGUCCUCCUACCACCCCUUUUUCCAAACCCGGACCACAUCUGGACACAUGCACGCUGGAAUUGUGGAAUUUUACCAACACAAACAUUUGACCUUUUGGGGGGACACGAUGUCGGAAGUCCGGAAAUUCACCAAGAGGCUGAGCAAACCCGGGACGGCGGCGGAGGUCAGACAGAGCGUCUCGGAGGCGGUGAGGAGCACCGUGGACCCGGUGGAGCAGCCCAAGAUCAUCGAACCUCUGGACUACGAAGCGGUGGUGUUCCAGAGAAAGGCUCAGAUCCACAGUGACCCCCAGCGAGACCUGCUGCUCUGUCCGGUCGACGAUGUUUCGGAGUCCCAUGUAUCCCGGCAGAGAAGAACUGUGGUUCCCUCUGUGCCACAGAAUGCUGAGCGGGAUGCCAGGAGCCUGUUUGCCAAAGAGUGCAUCAAGAUGUAUAACACUGACUGGCACAUCAUCAACUACAAAUAUGAGCCUUAUUCUGGCGACUUCCGCAUGUUACCGAGCAAAGGCCUCAAGGCGGACAAGCUGGCUGCUCACGUGUUCGAGGUCGAUGAAGAAGCCAAAGAUGAGGACACGGCGUCACUUUGCUCGCAGAGAGGCGGCAUCAUGAAGCAGGGGUGGCUUCAGAAAGCCAACAUCAACAGCAGCCUUUCCGUCUCCAUGAGGGUGUUCAAGAGGAGGUACUUUUUCCUGUCCCAGCUGCCAGAUGGCUCCUACAUCCUCAAUUCCUACAAAGAUGAGAAGCAUUGCAAAGAAACCAAAGGCUCUAUCUACUUGGAUUCUUGCAUUGACGUCACUCAGAGCCCCAAAAUGCGGCGUAACGGUUUUGAGCUGAAGAUGCAAGACCGCUACAGCCACUUCCUGGCUGCUGACAGCGAAAUUGAGAUGGAGGAUUGGGUGGCCACACUCAAACAGGCCCUGCAGAGCAGCAGUGAGGCCUGCCAGGAAAGGAGGAAUGGGCCAGAGUCCCUGGAUGGCUCUUUGGACGAUGACAUCACUGGCCAAGGGAAAAGUGAGAGCCUGCUGGAAGGUCUGGGCAGGAACCUACAACCUGAGCUCACAAAGUAUGCCAGGGAGACAGACCAGCUCAAUAAGAUCAACCGGAACGAAGGCAGACAGAAGCUUUUCUCUCUGGACCCUGAGACGCAGAGACUGGACUUUUCGGGCAUCGAGCCAGACGUGAAGCCGUUUGAGGAGCGCUUCGGUCGUCGCAUCGUGGUCAGUUGCCACGACCUGACCUUUAGUCUGCAGGGCUGCGUCAGUGAGAAGGGCGAGAGCGUGCUCACAAAUGUGGAGCCGUUCUUCAUCAGCCUGGCACUUUUUGACAUCUCUAAAAACUGUAAGCUCUCUGCGGACUUCCACGUCGACCUCAACCCGCCCUGCGUGAGGGAGAUGCUGACCGACACCUCGGGUCAACUCUCGCCUUGUUCAGACUCUGAGGGAGGAGGGGUAGAAGGAGGUGGGGGUAGUGGUGGUGGUGGAGGCCGGGCUUUAAUGAGCGGGGACGCCGGGAAGUCGAACGGUCUGCCUUUUCUUCAAAGGGUGUCUGAGGCUCUGCUGCACUUUCCUACACAGGCUAUCUUUUCGGUCACCAACCCGCAUGCUGAUAUCUUUCUGGUGGCUCGUGUGGAGAAGGUGUUGCAGAAUGGCAUCACCCACUGUGCUGAGCCGUACAUGAAGACCUCUGACAUCAACAAGACCGCUCAGAAGGUCCUCAAGGCGGCCAAACAGACGUGCCAGCGCCUGGGCCAGUACAGGAUGCCUUUUGCUUGGGCUGCUAAGCAGGUGUUCAAAGAUGCUCAGGGAAGCCUUGACAUGGACGGCAAGUUUUCUCCCCUCUACCGUCAGGACAGCAGCAAAAUCUCCACGGACGACAUCAUCAAGCUCCUAGCUGACAUCAGGAAACCCGAGAAGAGCAAGAUUCAGACCAUCCCUGGACAGCUGAAUGUCACUAUUGAGUGUGUCCCGCCCGACUUCUCAAACACGGUGACCUCCUCUUACAUUCCUGUAAAACCCUUUGAGGAAAGCUGUGAGCGUGUGUCUGUGGAAGUGGAGGAGUUUCUCCCCGAGGAGGCCAAGUACAACUACCCCUUUACCACGUACAAGAACCAGCUCUACAUCUACCCUCUGCAACUCAAAUAUGACAACCAGAAGAGCUUCACCAAGGCAAGAAACAUUGCCGUCUGCAUACAGUUUCGGGAUUCUGAUGAAGAAAAUGCAACACCUUUAAAGUUCAUCUACGGCAAACCAGGAGACUCCCUCUUUACCAGCAGCGCCUAUGCCACCGUCCUGCACCACAACCAGAGUCCAGAAUUCUAUGAUGAGGUUAAAAUGGAGUUGCCGGUCCACUUGCACGAGAAGCACCACAUCCUCUUUAGCUUUUACCACAUCAGCUGCGAGUCAAGCACCAAAGCUAGCAGCAAGAAGAGGGAGGGUGUCGAGACUCUAGUUGGCUACUCGUGGUUGACUCUGCUGAAAGAUGGCAGAAUGCAGUCAACAGAGCUCCAGCUACCUGUAGCUGCAACCCUGCCUCCUGGAUACCUCUGUCAGGACACCAAAAAGCCGGAUAUCAAGUGGGUUGAAAAUGUAAAGCCACUGUUCAAAAUGAGAAGUCGUGUUGCAUCAACAAUAUAUGCUCAGGACCUACAUCUCCACAAGUUCUUUUUGCAUUGUCAGCUCAUGAGGACCACACCGGAAAGCAACCAGGCAGAGCUAAUCAAAUACCUUAAGUGCCUGCACGCCAUGGAGACACACGUCAUGAUCAACUUUUUGCCUGUGGUGCUGAUGCAGCUGUUUGAUGUGCUAUCAGCAGCCACCAAGGAAGCCCAGCAGAUUGCGGUCAACUCUCUUCGCGUUGUCAUACAUGUAGUCUCUAGAUGUCACGAGGAAGGGCUAGAAAACUACCUGCGUUCUUUUGUCAAGUACGUGUUUGUGUCAACCAAGCUUAUACCUGGAAAAACUGCGUACACUCAUGAGGUGCUGGCUACGGCGGUCACGUCCAUUCUUAAGCAGACGGCAGAUUUCAACACCAGCAACAAGCUGCUAAAGUACUCAUGGUUCUUCUUCGAAACAAUGGCCAAAUCCAUGGCCCAGUAUCUACAAGAGGACAACCGCAUAAAGAUGCCGCGGGCCCAGCGCUUCACAGACACAUUCUACCAAGCUCUGCAGUCCCUGGUGCUGUCCAUCAUGCCUCAUAUCACCAUUCGCCACAUGGAAAUUCCUGAGGAAGCACGCUGUGUCAACCUGAGCUUGGCCAAUUUCAUCAAGAGGUGUCUGACCUUCAUGAACAGAGGGUUUGCAUUUACUCUGGUCAACCACUACAUGUGCCACUUUACUCUCAAAGACCCAAAGGUGCUGACCGAAAUGAAGUUUGACUUUCUGAUGGCGGUGUGCAACCACGAGCACUUCAUCCCCCUCAACCUGCCUAUGGCCUUUGGGCGCACCAAGCUGCAGAGGGUGCAAGAUUUUAUUCUGUAUGCGACGGAGCUUUUUGGUCCUGUAGAGCAGAGUCUUGAGUUCAGUCUGACUGAGGACUACUGCCGUAACCACUUCUUGGUUGGCCUGCUGCUCCGGGAGGUGGCGGCAGCCCUGCAGCAGGGCCCUGAGGUCCAACAGCUAGCCGUAAGCGUCCUCAAGAACCUGCUGAUAAAACACGCUAUGGACAACCGCUACACAGCUUUCAAGAACCAACAGGCGAGGAUCUGUUUGCUCUACCUGCCUCUGUUUGAGCUCCUCUACCAGAACCUGAAAAAGCUGUCCGCCCCGCCAUACAUUUCCAGCCCCGGGCUGAAUCUCAAUGGCUCGAGAGAUGACCUCUUGUCAAACAGUUCUGCAGACAGCAGGAGAAUCAGCACCACCAUAGAGCGAGAUUAUGGCCCGCCCGCCCUUACGGCCAUGUGAGGAGGGAGGACUCCAGAGGCU
Nerophis ophidion (straightnose pipefish) is the source of this 3995-nucleotide messenger RNA. RefSeq names its product dedicator of cytokinesis protein 11-like. The record is from RefSeq and is a predicted model, not a curated record. NCBI's taxonomy places the organism in Eukaryota, Metazoa, Chordata, Actinopteri, Syngnathiformes, Syngnathidae. Bases 123 to 3974 code for a protein of 1283 amino acids. The transcript has 35 exons. Gene Ontology annotation, molecular function: guanyl-nucleotide exchange factor activity. Gene Ontology annotation, biological process: small GTPase-mediated signal transduction; positive regulation of GTPase activity; positive regulation of filopodium assembly.